UAUGAAGUUCAUGCUUUCACAAUGGCGGAAAUGUAGUGUCCUACUUGAUAUGAAAUAAAUGGUACGAUUGCACAAGUUUAAAGAGCAAUAAAUAAUUUAUUGUUCACUAAAUAAGAAAAAUAAAUCUUCAGUAAAAUACUUAUUAAUUGGAAUAUCUAGGGAAUCCUCGUAUCGAUAGACGAGAUAACCAAUGGAAAAUGCCUCAAAUACAGAAACAUCGAAAAAUUAAACGAGCUACAGUGCUCAUUAAAAGAUCACAAUGUGUAAGAACUUUUCCUAACUACAAGUCCUACAAACCAUUAUGCGAAAAGUUAAAAAGUAAUAACAAUUCAUUGGCAAAGGCAUUGUCUAAAGAGAAACAAGAAUGUCAGAUUCUGUUUUCACAAAAUGUUGCUUUAAGGGCAGAGGUACAAGACUUAGGUAUGAAAUGUAAUAAACGUGAUGAUGCAAUAGUAAAUAUUUUACAGAAUUCUAACGAAAUGCUUAAAAUGUUGGUAACAGUCACUGGUUACUUGACAAAUACAAUUUCUUCAUGUCAAGAAAUUGCAUCUUCUGCCGGAAGAAGGGAUCCGUAUAGAAGAUUAUCUGCAAAAUCUCCAACUAAAGGAGUGGUGAAACCUAUGGUGAGCGGGCACACCAUAACAAAACCCACAAUUAAUUUAAGUAGAGUUAAUAUGCUGCAUAUUAAUAAUCCGUCGAACUUAAGUAUGAUUGAAGAGGUGCCAACACCCCCAAGACAUCAGUCAUUAAGCAAUGCACUGUCUCCCGUUGCUGUUCCUGUGACACAACGCAGAUAUGAAAAUAGCCGUGUGUGUAGAAUGCCAGAGAGAGUAGCUGUUAGUUCUCCAAGAAGCAGUGAAGAAAAUGAACGAAGGUUGAGUAAAAGAAGUAACAGACAUUCUGGAAGAAUAUCAGGAAGGCGUUCAAGGCCAAAGUCGGCUAGACUUUCUGGAAGCAACAGUACUCGAUCUAGUAUCGAGAAUUUCGAACACAUCGGAAGUCCCAGAGUGAAACUUAACGAUGUAUCAAAAUUACUGCAAAAUUCUCAAAGCAUUAACAUUCGAAUGUUAGGAGAAACUCGAAAUGAUGAAGGAGUUAGUAAUUUAGAAAAUAGCGAUAACGUAAACGAAGAUUCUCAAACAAGUAUAACAAUACCAGAAACACCGCCCUCUGGCGAUUCUCAAGAUGAUAAUGAUAAAACUAUCGAAAAUAAUAAUGAACAGAUUGAUAAUGAAUUGGAUGAUAUUAAUGAUCAAACAAAGAGAAAUUCUAACGAAGUACAAAAUCUUACAUCAAAUUGGGAAGAUCCUCUCGAAGGACCAAGUUGGUUGUUCAACAAUUUCCAAACUGUACCUUGUUACAUGGACGAGAAGACUGAUAAUGUAAAUGUUUCUAGCAAUGAUAGUAUGUGUAUAACUCUAAAAGCGACAGACACAAAUGAUACAUCAGAUAGUGAAAAUUGUGUGGAAUUGACAUCCUCAAUGCCGUUAUCAAACAGACGUAAAAGUCAAACACAAAUGUCUAAAACGGAUAAAGAAACAUAUAAUAAAAAUGAAAACACAGUUCAUCAGCAGAAUAGGAACAAUGAGAUUUUGGGUGAUACGUUUACAUCGACUGCUCUAACGGAUACAGUUGAGAAUGAACCUACAGUGAAUUUAGCAAAUUUUGUUACGCAAAGACGAGGUUGUUUCGAAAGCGAAGACGAAGAUGAUUUUACAUUGCUUCUUAUGCGGCGACCGCGUAACAUACCGUUUGACGUAAAUGAUUUAAAAUUACCUGUUUUAGAAGAGUCUGCACUAAAACCCAUAGCUUCAGUCGAUUCAGAACCUGAAAUAACUACUACUCUUCGAAAGAUAUCCCAAAUCGGUCCAAUUCCGUCUCUUGCAAAUAAUAGCCUAAACGAAUCCACGUUCAGUCAAUCCAUGGUAAAACUACCACUACUUAUAAAUAAUGAUUACGACAAUAAAGACCUAACACAAUCGAAAGAUGAACCUGAAUCUUUAUCACGGAAGAAAAAAGUAAAGAAGGUAACUGUAAGAAAUUCUAGUGAGUGUGUUGACACUUCGGCAACAUUAAACAGGAAGAAUAACCAAAAAAAGAAGAACAAGCCUCCGAGUAAAGACCCAAGUUCUGCUAAAGUAGUACUGCAGAAAUUAGAUGAAUCUGAUGUCAAGUUGAGGACACCCACCCCUGAAGAGAUAACUCAUGAUUCCAUGCAAUCCUUGAGCCCAGUUUCUUUGCGCAUGGACAAUUCUACCGAUUCUGACAGCAGUAGUGCAAGUACAAACAGCGCUCACACUUCAAAUCGUCCUAGACGGAGAAAAGCUCCUAUAAGUAUGCAGGAACCCAACUUAAGAAAGAAAUUGCGGAGGAACCGUUAAUACAUAUUUUUAAUUCCAUUUAUUCAACGAGGUGUACCUUUGAAUUCAGAGUGCAAGAGUGGGUAGAGAUACAAUGAGGAACUACAAAUAAUAAGACAGAUUACUCUGUGCUCGAUGUGUUUUGUCAUUCGUUUCUCGAGUGCCAAUGGAUUCGUCUUUAUCGGUUUAAUGUAAAUAAUUACUGGCAUCCAUGAUGAAUUCGUUGAGUAGUCUUUUCAAGGAGGAAUACAUUAAAAUUAUAUUAGACUUUGAAUCAUACUACUUCCAUUGCAACGCACACCUUUAUUAGAUGAGUACUGUUAAUUAUUUACAGACGAUCGUUAUGCUUUGACGUAGUCCUAGUUUCGAUAAUUUUGGCUUCCUGGUGGUUUCAUAUUGUAUGUUGUACUUUUUGUACUAUGUUGCAGGAAAUAAACAUGAAAUAUAAACGAA
This is a messenger RNA of Hylaeus volcanicus, 2813 nucleotides long. RefSeq lists its product as uncharacterized. Bases 198 to 2381 code for a protein of 727 amino acids. The transcript is spliced from 10 exons. The record is from RefSeq and is a predicted model, not a curated record. Lineage: Eukaryota; Metazoa; Arthropoda; Insecta; Hymenoptera; Colletidae.